CAAACAGGUGCCUAAAAAAACACGAUUAAAGCAAGUUAAGCAUCCGUAAUCAAAAAUUUUUUUAUUUCGAUUUUCAAAAUUUCGUAAGUUUGCGACCGUCAAACAUCAGGUGUACUUAGACAAAAUCAAAAGCGAUCCCGAAAAGAUAAAAAAUAUCGUGAAAAAGCAGUUGAAAGAAUGAGAAAACGCCGCUCAGAACUAUCGAAAUUGCCAAAAAACAACAAGCUGUUAAAAGAACGUGAGAGGUUGAAAAUAUACCGUCAMAAAAAAAAAAUAAUAAAAUUACAGUAGACAAGGAGAAGAACAUAUUACUUAUACUUGCAAACAAACAUUGGGSAAAGACCUAAAGAAAGCUGAAAAUGCAUUGCCAAGAGACUUGGCAAAGAAAGCGGAAGUCAUUGCUGCACUGCAUAAAAAGUAUAUCGAACCAACAAAUUGUAAAGAAAAAAUACUCGUACAUUUGAAAGUGACUUAGAAUUGGAAACAAAAUUAAAAUUGGCGAAAGAAAUUUGUUUGCGUGAAGAUAUCAGCGCUCAGGCUACAGGAAAAAGGGAUACACUCAUUGUUGAUGGGAAAAUUGGUGCUAAGCGUUUUAUGCUUAGGAAGUUUACGAGGUUUAUAAAAAAGAUGCAAUUGCGAAAAGCGUAAGUAAAUCACGAUUUUUCGAAUGUCGUCCAAGAAAUGUACAACUUUCGAGCAAAAUGCCACACAACAUGUAUGUAUGCAUGCGUCACGCCAAUUUCAGUUUUUUGUUAAUGGGCUGUGCGACAGUUAUAGAAUGUUUUUCCGAAGGCUUCGAAACUUUCUUAAAAUUAGUUUGUUGCAAUAUCGAAAAUGAAAAUUGUACGACAAACGAUUGCGAAAAGUGUAAAAAAGAUGUAAAAGAUAUUGUGCCGCUAAAACACUUGUCAAAAAUGGACGCAAAUGUUAAAUGGCAGUACUGGAGGAAAUUGGGCGAUCGUGUAGUUUUGACUUACACUGUUGCUGCGUUAUCGCACUUGCUCCAUGAACUACAAGUUCAACUGCCAAUUUUCAAGCAACAUUUCAUUGUAAAGGUGGUGUGUCAAAAUGAAAUUCAAAGCGCACAUUUCAACUAUAGGCAAGUUUCCAUUUUUACUUGCGUAGCUUGGAUGUUUAAUGAAACUAAGUCGUUUGCAGAAAUUAGUGAUAGUUUACAUCACAGCAAAAUCGAUGUUCAAGUUUUCAUAACGAAGCUUAUUCAAGAGAUAAAAAAACAGCAUGGCAAAUUUGAGAGUAUUUUCGUUUUCUCGGACGGAAGUAGCAGUCAAUUUAAAAAUAAGUUUAUUACUUGGAGUUUACCUGAUUUACUGGCCGAAUUUGGUUGUAAAAACUUGAGUGGAACUAUUUUGCAACGUCAUAUGGUAAAGGUGCAAUCGAUGGCGUUGGAGCAGUUGUGAAAAGAAAAAUCUGGCAAUUACGAGAACAAAAAAUGUCGUUUUAAACGAUGCAUUCUCUUUACUUUACUUUUUACGAAAAUUAAGGAAUAACCGAAAAUGCAGGUAUCAGAAUGGUGCAUUCGGUUUCCUACUACGAAAAUCUUGAGCUACGAACUGCUCGUACGGUCUAUUCAAAAUAUAACAAUAUUAAAUACAUAUUUCUUGUGCUUUAUAUAUGUUUAU
This is a messenger RNA of Bactrocera latifrons, 1640 nucleotides long. RefSeq lists its product as uncharacterized. The transcript is spliced from 3 exons. Bases 702 to 1418 code for a protein of 238 amino acids. Lineage: Eukaryota; Metazoa; Arthropoda; Insecta; Diptera; Tephritidae. The record is from RefSeq and is a predicted model, not a curated record.